Messenger RNA from Chanos chanos (milkfish), 507 nucleotides. RefSeq names its product twist family bHLH transcription factor 1a (gene twist1a). Gene Ontology annotation, biological process: regulation of transcription by RNA polymerase II; developmental process. The record is from RefSeq and is a predicted model, not a curated record. The transcript has a single exon. NCBI's taxonomy places the organism in Eukaryota, Metazoa, Chordata, Actinopteri, Gonorynchiformes, Chanidae. The coding region runs from base 1 to 507 and encodes 168 amino acids. Gene Ontology annotation, molecular function: DNA-binding transcription factor activity, RNA polymerase II-specific; RNA polymerase II transcription regulatory region sequence-specific DNA binding; protein dimerization activity.
AUGUUUGAGGAAGAGAUGAUGCAGGAGGAGUCGAGCUCCCCGGAGUCUCCAGUGGACAGCCUUGGUAACAGCGAAGAGGAACUCGACAGGCAACAUAAGAGAUGUGGGAGGAAAAGGAGACCGAGUAGGAAAAACGGGGAGGAUUCAGAUAGCCCUACCCAUGGGAAAAGAGGGAAAAAGUGCAGCAACGGCAGCCCUCAGUCUUUCGAGGACCUUCAGACACAACGGGUCAUGGCUAACGUUCGUGAGCGACAGAGGACGCAGUCCCUUAAUGAGGCGUUCGCGUCUCUGAGGAAAAUCAUCCCUACUUUGCCCUCUGAUAAACUGAGCAAAAUUCAGACGUUAAAACUUGCAGCUCGAUACAUAGACUUCCUUUGCCAAGUUCUGCAGAGCGACGAGCUGGACUCCAAAAUGGCAAGCUGCAGUUAUGUGGCUCACGAAAGGUUAAGCUAUGCGUUUUCUGUGUGGAGGAUGGAGGGCGCGUGGUCCAUGUCAACAUCUCACUAG